This is a messenger RNA of Mytilus trossulus (common blue mussel), 5341 nucleotides long. Its product is annotated as retinoblastoma-like protein 1. The transcript is spliced from 25 exons. Bases 115 to 3318 code for a protein of 1067 amino acids. NCBI's taxonomy places the organism in Eukaryota, Metazoa, Mollusca, Bivalvia, Mytilida, Mytilidae. Gene Ontology annotation, biological process: regulation of transcription by RNA polymerase II; negative regulation of G1/S transition of mitotic cell cycle; cell differentiation. The record is from RefSeq and is a predicted model, not a curated record. Gene Ontology annotation, cellular component: chromatin; nucleus; transcription regulator complex. Gene Ontology annotation, molecular function: RNA polymerase II transcription regulatory region sequence-specific DNA binding.
CUGACCAUGUCCCUUUUCCCGCCAUAAGCGUGUGUUUGACCUAGAUUGAAACUGACGGCCAUUGUUGAUGAAAUUUACUACGACCGGAAGAGUUGUAAAUUUUGUACCCAAAAAAUGGGUCUUUCAGAGGACGGCGAUGAUGCCGUAGAGAGUCAGUUUGAAGAACUAUGCCUCGAUCUUAACAUGGACAAGAAAGCAAGGGACGAAGCGUUAGAGAACUACCAAAAAAUAUUAGAAAAUUAUUCUUUAGAGGGAAAUCAAUUACAUUGGUUGGUGUGUGCACUUUAUGAAGCAUGUAGAAGGAGCGUGAUUCCCACAGUAGGAAGAGGAACUGUGGAAGGAAAUUGUGUGUCACUUACAAGGCUAUUACGUUCUUCAAAAUUCAGUCUGAUACAAUUUUUUAAUAAAAUGAAAAAGUGGUCUGAUAUGGCAAAUUUGAGGAAAGAGUUUAGAGAUAAGAUAGACAGACUGGAGAGGAAUUUUGCAGUUUCAACAGUCAUCUUUAAGAAAUUUGAACCAAUAUUUUUGGACAUCUUUAGAAAUCCAAUGGAUGAACCUGCAAAGCAGAACAGAAGUCGGAAACAGAGGAGGUUACCAUGUUCCUCGUCAGAAGUUUUCAACUUUUGUUGGACUAUGUUUGUUCAUGUUAAAGGUCACUUCCCAGCCAUAAGUGAUGAUCUGGUGAACUCUUACCACUUGUUGCUGUGUUGUAUAGACUGGGUGUAUGCCAACAGUAUACUGGGUGGAAGGAAAGAUCUAUUAAACUCAGAUUUUCAAGCAUUGCCAGAAGAUUAUGAAUCUAAAGAUUGGAAACCUCCUGUAGACCCCCCUUGUAUUAUAAAACUUCUGUGUGAGAAACAUGAAGGAUUGGAAAUAGAGGCAAAAGUUAUAAAAGAACAUUGGUGGAAACCACACAUUAGAAAACUAUUCGAGAAAAAGGUUUUGAAAGGGAAAACAGAUACUUUGUCAGCAGUAUUAGAAAUUGGUAAUUUUGAAUUUAAUAGUCUGGCCAUCAACAAGGAACAUCAAAAGCUAGCCAAGAGAUUAGUCAGUAAAGCUGUGAAUAGCGAGUAUGAAGAGUUUGUACUUAGUGUCGGAGAUUUUGAUGAAAGAAUUUUCUUAGGAGAUGAUGCUGAAGAAGAGAUAGGAACUCCAGCGAAAUCAAAAACUGUUUCUGAAGAACUAGAUGAACGAAUAAAACUUAAGCAGAAUUUAGAACAACAUUUUGAAGAGACUAAAUCAUUGGCACCUCUAACGCCGCUGACGGGGAGAAGAUAUUUGAAAGACAAAGACCCAUCGAUAACACCAGUGUCAACAGCCACUCAAAGUGUGGGUAAAUUACAGUUGUUAUUGUCGGGCAGGAAGACUAGUCCUUCCGAUGCACUUAUAGAAAUGUUCAGUGAAUGUCCCAAAGAUCCCGUAGAUGGCAUAUUGUCACGUGUGAGAGAAAUGGGAGAAGUUUUCUGUAACCAAUAUGUUCAGCCAACAGAUGAAAAUCCAGGUGCCCACAUAGACUUUGCCAAGAGACGGUUACAACUUGGGGAGAGUCUUUAUUAUAAAAUAUUAGAAAGUAUUGUAGCUCAAGAGAAGAAAAGACUUAGUAGUAAAGAGGCUAUAUUUAAUUUAUUGGAACAUGAUGCCUUUCACAGAUGUUUAUUUGCUUGUUGUUUGGAAAUUGUUAUAUUUUCUUAUAAUUCACAAAGGAAAUUUCCCUGGAUUGUAGAAAUCUUUGAUAUAUGUCCUUAUUAUUUUUACCGAGUUGUGGAGAUUAUUAUACGUGCUGAAGAUGGUCUUUCACGAGAUGUAGUCAAACAUCUUAACCAUGUAGAAGAAUGUAUUUUGGAAAGUCAUGCCUGGAAACGGGAUUCCCCUCUAUGGACUGCUAUCCAAGAAAACAAUGGGGUACCAGUUUGUGAAGAGGUUAUCUUGCCAAGUUUGAUAGACAGCAAUUUAAGUUCAGGGAGUAAAGUGAUGCAACAUCCUGCAGUUAAACGAUUGGUUGAUGAAGGUCAUGGGGGCAGAAAAGAAAUUCCUCAGUCUCCGCCAGGACCAUCUGCUGCUGACAGAUUUAGCUCACCUUCACCAGGGAGUGCCAAAAGGAGGCUGUUUGGAGCAGGUGGAGGGACAAGUUCUGCAACAACACAGACUGGUAACCAAGACAAUCAAACAGUAAUAGCAUUCCAACAGGCACAGACAGAAGAUGGCAGACAGAUACUGAUACCUCUACAUACCACUGUUGUAAGGACCUCAAACAAUACAAAUAAACAGGACCAGAACACAGCACCUACAAAUCAGACAGGGAAUCAGUCACAAAAACCCAAGAAAACUGGUUCUCUGGCACUCUUCUUUAGAAAGUUAUAUCAUAUGUCCUCUGUGAGAUUACGAGACUUAUGUGAGAGGUUACACAUUGAAGAAGAGGAUGACCUUAGGAGAAAGAUAUGGACUUGUUUUGAACAUACACUUGUAAAUCACACUGAUCUCAUUGUUGACCAUCACAUUGACCAAAUUCUUAUGUGUGCAAUAUAUGUGAUGUCAAAGGUUACAGGGAACUCUCAGUCAUUCCAGAAUAUAAUGAAAUGUUACAGAAUGCAGCCGCAGGCACAAAGUCAUGUUUACAGAAGUGUGUUGUUGACAGGUCGACGUAGACACACAUCAGGGGGAAGUGAUGGUAGUAAAAAUGGUGCCAGUCGCUCGUCAUCACCCACAAAUAAUACAGGUACGACAGAAAAAUCAGAAAACCGAGAUUUGAUAAGGUCCACAAGCACAUUACCUGUUCCUCAUCCUGGGAGUCAUCCUCCUACGCCAAUCCACCUGACUUUGGGAGGGUCAGGAUCUGAGGCUGAGGAGGAAAGAGGGGAUCUCAUUAUGUUUUACAAUCAGAUUUAUAUAUCAAGAUUGAAUAGUUUUGCAAAGAGAUUUUCAGCUACAGUUCCUUCAAGGGAUUGUCCAGCUUUGUCUCCCUUACCUAUGAUGAAACCUCAGACCUUGUCACCAAGACGAGUAUCCUCCAAAUAUCCAGUAUACAUAUCUCCACACAAACAGAUUAACCUGAAAGCAACUCCUGCUACAGGCAGAAUGCAUUAUUGUUUUAACCGAAGUCCGGCAAAGGAUCUGCGUGCAAUAAACAACAUGAUAAAGAUGGGUGAUAAGAGACCAUCGUUUCUUGGCAAGAGAAGUUUAGGAGCACUUGAUGUAAAUGGCGAUGAGGAAGGAAGUGAAAGUCCAACUAAGCUGAGACGACAAGGUUCUUCACCGAUGUUCUUGAAGAAACUACAGUCUCUUGGUGUUGAGAGAAGAGAAGCCAAUGGGAGCAUGUAGCUUCAGUGAAGAAAUAGUUGACUUAAAAAUGGAUAUUUUAAAACAUUGUUGUUGUCUUUCAAAAAAAAUAUCACUUUAUUAUUUUUAAAAUUUAUUCAUGAAUCAUCGUCUAGUUAACAUUAACUCAAAUUUGCCAUGUUAGAACUAUGAAAUGAAUUUAUAUAUAAUCUGUUUAAGUGGGGGACUUUUUGUCUUUUAUAUGGAUGGUAUAUCAAUUUUCCUUGGGUCACCUGAUAUGAAUUAAAUUACUAAACUGAAAUAGGUUCUGAAAAUUAACUUUUGACUAAUAGUGAGUGAAGGUAUUACUUUCAUUAAAUGUCAGAUUUAAUUGUUGAUUAAAAUUUUAUAAAAUCUUAUUUAUGUAAAGGUUAGAUUUAAAGAACUUUGACCUUUAAGCUGCUGACGAUAAUGUGAUAUAUAGAAGAUAUAGUGCUCAUAUUUAUUGUCUUUAUACUUAAAGAUAUUCCAAUUUAUUGAAGUUGUAUAUUAAAAUAGUAACCAUAGAAACCAAUGUAGCACUAAUUUAUUUACUCAAGGUCAAGGUCUUCAAGCUGACAGAAAGAAUUUUUUUCUGGUGCAUUAAACUUAAUAAAACUGUGAUAGAUAUGGCUUCCAUAAAUUUUUGAUUAAGUAAAUAAUGAGUGAUUGUAAGUAAACUUUACAGUAUUAGUUGUAGAUACUGUUGUGAAUGUAGAAGUCAAGCAUUUCUUUCUAAAAUUUUGUUUGAUAGCCAAAACUGCUUUUCUUGUAGUUUCAAUUAUUUAGAUUUAUAUGGAAUAGAAAAGUGAUAGAUACUGGUAAAAAUUUUAUUAUCUAAAUUUUAUUCAUGUUUUCACUUUACAAAGAAACAGAUGUAUUGCUAACUUGUUAAUGGUAUUGAGAUGAUAGUAAAAUAAUUAAUUGUCUAUCAUAUCCCGUUAUAAAUAGACUGAAGAUGGUGAAUAAUUUGCAAUAAAAAAAAAUCAUAAGGGAAAUAAAAUAUUGUUAUUUACUGAACAAGUUAUAAAAAACAACACAGUAAUUUUAAUUAUGUUUUCAUCUUUUGUUUUCAAUAAGAAGACAAUUUUCUGUAUGUAAAACAUUUUAUAUUUAUUCUAAUUGAAUCAAGAGUUUCUGGAAAUCCACUCAUUUUCAGAAUUCUUACAAAAUGGAUACCAUAUGGGGAAAGAGUAGGUUUCUAUUGUGAGAAAUUAUGCUUUUUAGAUUUCAUAUUAUGAUUUGUAAUCUUAAGAGUUGAUUUUGAUUUUUUAUAAACAUUCUGAAUUUUAAAAUAACUUUUAUAUCUGCUUGCUUGUUGAAUGUAAUAUUUUAGUAUUUUAUUUUUUUGAUAGUGCAAUCUUUUUUGUAAAUAUCGAUCAAUGUGUAAAUAUCUAUUGAUGACAGAUAGUCACAUUUUUACAGCCUCUUUGUAACCUUACUUUUACUUGACCUUUCACCUUUAGAUAAAUGUUUUACACCUUUCUAAUAUCUUAUUUUCUUUUAAGCAGAUAUAUAUUUUAAGACUAUAUUGUUGCUACACAAAUAUUGGUAUUCUUAUAUAGGUAAAGUGAAAAUGGGACUUUUUCCAGGAUAUUGAAAUUUGUAUAAUAUUUGAAAAAAGCAACUUAAGAUUUUAUUCUAGGCAAUAUCAAUCAUGUUAAAAUUAAACUUUAUCAACAUCAUAUGCAUUUCAUAUAUUAAAUAAUCAGAAAUUUUUGCAUGAAAUAAUUUUUUGCAAUUGUUGAUUUAUAGGCAAAACCUGAAAAAAUCACUUAAUGGACUUGAGGAAAUGUAUUUUUCGAACAACAUAAAAAGAAUCUAAAAUGUAAGAUAUGAUCAACAAAAUUACAAACCCAAUACGUUUUCUACCAUGUUAAAAACCAUUGCAAAAUUUUCUGAAUUUAAAAUACUUAGAUGUUGUUACUUUAGAACUAGAAAUUUCUUAUUGACAAAAUUGCAUUGCAAUUUGAUAAACAUGGACAGCUUGGAGGGAUGUGAAUGAAAUGAAUGUCUGAAAAAAAUGAAGAAUGAAAAAUCAGGAUAA